Messenger RNA from Capronia epimyces CBS 606.96, 1584 nucleotides. RefSeq lists its product as uncharacterized. The record is from RefSeq and is a predicted model, not a curated record. Gene Ontology annotation, cellular component: membrane. Bases 1 to 1584 code for a protein of 527 amino acids. NCBI's taxonomy places the organism in Eukaryota, Fungi, Ascomycota, Eurotiomycetes, Chaetothyriales, Herpotrichiellaceae. Gene Ontology annotation, biological process: transmembrane transport. Gene Ontology annotation, molecular function: transmembrane transporter activity. The transcript has 4 exons.
AUGGCCGACGUCAAAGACAUCCCAGACAAUGUGUCCACCAUUUCAAUGAAACAGGAUGUUGAAAAUGCCGAGUAUGUCGCAGGCAGAGCCAGACCAGAGGCCCCCGCCUAUAUCCAGUCGCUCAGCCCAGAGGAACGCGUGACUGCCGAGAAGGCUCUGGUGCGCAAGAUCGACUUUCGUCUGAUCCCUACGAUCAUCAUCAUCUACAUUUUGAACUACCUCGACCGAAACAACAUUGCCGCCGCACGACUGGCCGGCCUCGAAGAUGACCUCAAGCUCCACGGAACACAAUACCAAACUGCCGUGUCGAUCCUAUUCGUGGGCUAUUUACUGAUGCAAGUCCCGUCGAAUCUGUUCCUCAACAAGUUCGGGAAGCCGUCCGUCUACCUCUCCACGGCAAUGGUCAUCUGGGGCAUUAUCUCCACCGCCACGGCCGCUGUCCAAUCUUUUGGAGGCUUGAUCGCCGUUCGUUUCUUCCUGGGGUUUAUCGAGGCCGCCUACUUCCCUGGAUGCCUAUACUAUCUCUCCAGCUGGUAUACGCGGAAAGAGCUCGGCUUUCGUACUGCCAUGCUUUACUCCGGCUCCUUACUUUCUGGCGCCUUCUCUGGCCUCAUCGCGGCGGGUAUCACCGAUGGGCUAGACGGUGUCCACGGCCUCAGAGCCUGGAGAUGGCUGUUCAUCGUCGAAGGCUCCAUCACCAUCGGUGUCGCCGCGGCGGCCUACUUUGUGCUGCCCAACUUCCCGCGCACCACGCCAUGGUUGAGCGAGAACGAAAAGAUUUUGGCUGCCUGGAGACUAGAGGAAGACAUCGGCGAGGAUGAUUGGAUUGACAGCGAACAUCAAUCAUUCCUGCACGGAGCCAAAUUGGCGGCGAAGGAUAUCAAGAUGUGGAUUCUGAUGGUCAUCCUCUUCUGCAUCGUCUUCUCCGCCAGCGUGACCAAUUUCUUCCCCACGGUGGUCGAGACACUAGGCUACUCCAAGAUCAACUCGUUGCUCCUCACCUGCCCCCCCUACGUGCUGUGCGUCAUCACCGCUUUCAUCAACGCCUGGCACGCCGACCGUACCGGUGAACGUUACUGGCACAUCACCGCCCCUCUAUACUUUGGUGUCUUCGCCUUCAUCCUGGCCGCCGCAACCACCUCCACCGCACCACGCUACGUCGCUAUGAUGUUGAUGGUCCCCGGCGUCUACACCGGCUACGUCGUCUGUCUGGGCUGGAUUUCCAACACCUUGCCUAGGCCUGCGUCGAAGCGCGCCGCCUCUAUUGCCGCCAUCAACGCUGUCUCCAAUACCAGUUCCAUCUUUGCCAGCUACAUGUUCCCCAAGUCUGCAGGGCCGCGGUACGUUCUGGCUAUGUCGCUGUGCUCCGCGACGGCUGCGAUUGCGGUCAUUUUUGCUACGAUCUUGAGGUUCAUGCUCGUCCGCCUGAACAAAAAGCUCGACCGUGGCGAGUUCGUCGAAGGCGCCAUCAACAAUGACCCUUCUGCAGCUGAAGCCGGUGGCACCAAAUUGCCCAGUGUGCUGACUGCUGGAGAGGCUGUGCCCGCAGAGGCGGCCAAGAAAGGUUUCAGGUUUUUGAUUUAG